AUGGUAGAUGCCAGAUUUCCUUGCUCGGGGCACUGUUGGACACUUGAAAUAUCUAUCACUUUUGGCGGUUUUACGCCUAAGCCUGCUUGUGCAUUAAGCACUGCAGCAGUUUUAUGCCCACAACGUGACCUACGCAAAUUUCUGGCACCACAGCCGGCAACUCUGCCCUUGGACAGGCACACGGGCAAGCAGAUGAACAGACCGAGCGUUCUAGACUUUUCGCCUAUUUUGCGCAGGUUUCGCCCUCUUCAUCCUCGAAGUUAUGACGUUCAGGCUGCGCUAGGAAAAGCCAGUCGACUCGAUGGCCGAGACUUUAUGAGGCGUGCUGUGCAGGCCGAACAAAAAUCGCAUAGAAAAUGCUCUCAUUUUGUUGGUCUUCACGACUGGUGCAUGAAGGUUGCAAAGAAAUUGCUUUCCUGCUCACAAGACGGUCAGGCCUAUAAAAAGCCACCGAAUACACUCCAGCACAACUUGACGGGAAAAAAGCUAUUAAACGCCUGGAAAGCCAUCCCAGCUGACAAAGCGGUGACGAGAUGGCUUUUCUACACAAAGCAGCUGAGUUCGAGUCCCGAUGCUGCAACGAUGGGCCGAGCGGUGCGGCUGCGAGUCCCAGUUGUCCCAUUACCGUUCCAUGAACUUGCCCAUUGUUUGGGGACAUAA
Messenger RNA from Protopolystoma xenopodis, 660 nucleotides. Lineage: Eukaryota; Metazoa; Platyhelminthes; Monogenea; Polystomatidea; Polystomatidae. The record is from the annotation of a GenBank genome assembly.